AUGGCUUCGUCGAUGCCAAUCCCUGACGGUGUUAGCGAGGCAGAUUACGUCGGGGCAAUGACCGGCCGCCCAUUAGAGCUUGUGAAGUGCGACACAAACAAUUUAUGUGUUCCGGCCAACGCGGAGAUCGUUUUCGAGGGUACCUUGUCUGUUACCGAACUUGGAGAUGAGGGGCCCUUUGGUGAGAUGCACGGAUAUGUCUUUCAAGGAGACACCCACAAGUGGCCCGUCUAUAAGGUGGACAAGAUCACUUACCGGACCAAUCCGAUUAUGCCCAUGUCUGCUUGCGGGCGUCUCACAGAUGAGACACAUACCCUGAUUGGAGCUCUUGCUGCCGCGGAGAUUCGCAAGGUCUGUCAGAACGCUGGCCUGCCCAUUACCGAUACGUUCGCUCCAUUUGAAUCUCAGGUCACCUGGGUUGCGCUCGCGGUUGACACUUCGAAGCUUCGCCAAUUGAAAUGGACGCCUAAGGAGUUCCAGAAGAAGGUUGGAGAUGUUGUGUUCGCUCAUAAAGCUGGCCACACCAUCCACCGUCUUGUUCUUGUGGGCGAGGAUAUCAACGUAUAUGAGGGGAAGGAUGUCAUGUGGGCAUUUUCGACUCGCUGUCGACCUAAUGCCGACGAAACCUUUUUCGACGAUGUCGAUGGCUUCCCACUGAUUCCGUACAUGUCCCAUGGUACUGGACCCCCGACUCGAGGGGGAAAGGUUGUGUCAGAUGCGCUGAUGCCUUCUGAAUAUUCGAAAGGUGCGGAUUGGCAGGCUGCCGAUUUUGAACAUUCAUAUCCAGACAAGCUUAAAGAGAGCGUUCGUAGUAGAUGGACGUCGUUUGGUUUUUCGAGUUUAGAUUAG
Molecule: messenger RNA, 849 nt
Organism: Exophiala spinifera
Lineage: Eukaryota; Fungi; Ascomycota; Eurotiomycetes; Chaetothyriales; Herpotrichiellaceae
Exons: 1
Coding region: 1-849 (282 amino acids)
Biological process (GO): cinnamic acid catabolic process; ferulate metabolic process
Cellular component (GO): cytoplasm
Molecular function (GO): carboxy-lyase activity
Source: RefSeq, a predicted model, not a curated record